Eufriesea mexicana is the source of this 450-nucleotide messenger RNA. Its product is annotated as protein FAM177A1. The coding region runs from base 1 to 450 and encodes 149 amino acids. NCBI's taxonomy places the organism in Eukaryota, Metazoa, Arthropoda, Insecta, Hymenoptera, Apidae. The record is from RefSeq and is a predicted model, not a curated record. The transcript is spliced from 3 exons.
AUGGAUCCACAAAAAAAUGAAUCUUGUGAUUUAUCUGAAGUUGUUUUAAACGAAAAUGUCAAUAUUAAUCUACAAGAUUGUAAAUCACAAAAACGACCAAAACGAGUAUUACAUUUUUCGGAUGGUGAUUUAGAAGAAUAUUCUGAAGAUGAAACUGAUAAACCACAAGUAAAUGAAAUAGUAAAUCAAAUAGAUCCAAAAACUCUAACUUGGUUUCCCUGGGCUUGGUAUCAAACUACUGUACUUGGUAGCAAAGUACUGGAUGGAUGUGACUAUGUAGGUGAAUGGUUAGCUAACCUUUUUGGUAUUACAGCACCCAAGUAUCAAUUUGAAAUUGAUGAAUUCUAUAGACUUCAAAAUCUUGAAAAUGAGAUAUCACAUAAACAGGACUUAGAAAUGGGUGGGUGGAAUGAACACAACAAAAAUAAUCUUGUGGAUAAUAUACAUUGA